AGUCGUCAACGAAACGCGCAAACGCACACAGCCAGCUGGAAAUCGAAAAAUCAGAAAAAAUAUAAAACGCGAAUACAAAAAACCGAUGCGACACGCGUUGAAAAAUUGCUGUAAAAUUUGAAUUUCAAAUGACCUAAGGAUCUUGCUCCAGUUUUUUGUGUGUUUCUCUGUGUGUGUUCUAUAUAAGAGUGAUAUUUGGGGGCUCGAGUGUCAGAACAGAUCAAGAUGCUGAGGUGGCCAGUGGUCUGCCUGCUGCUCCCGUUUUUGGCCACGGCCAAGAUCUUUGAUCGCUGUGAGUUGGCCCAUGUGUUGCAGCAACGCUUUGGUCUACCUGCCGCCCAAGUGGCCACCUUGGUGUGCAUAGCCCAGCACUCGAGUGACUUUAAUACGGCUGCCUUUGGUGGAGGCGCAGGAUUGGGCGGUGGCUCCCAUGGCAUCUUCCAGAUCAGCGAUGUCUACUGGUGCUCGCCACCUGGGCAGGGAAAGGGCUGUGGCCUGAGUUGUUCGAGCCUGAGGGACGACGACAUCGCCGACGAUGUCCUGUGCGUGAGGAAAAUCUAUGCGGAGCAUCAGAGGAUCAGUGGUGAUGGCUUCACCGCCUGGCAGGCUUAUGGCGCCUACUGCCGCCAGGAUGCAGCCGCUGCCUAUGUGGCAGGAUGUGGAGGUCCUGGCAGCACCGCCCUGUCGGUGGCUGCCUCCUACCAGAGACCCCAGCAGGUUCAGCAGGUCCACAGCUAUCCGGUGAAUCACUACCAUCAGGUGGCCCAGGUGCAGCCGCAGGGAAAGAUCUACAGCCGCUGCGAGUUGGCCCAGGAGCUGUUCUACCAGCACAAGCUGCCCAUGCCGCAGAUUCCCACCUGGUUGUGCAUUGCCCAGCAUGAAUCCUCCUUCAACACGGCCGCCGUGGGUCGCCUGAAUGCGGACGGCAGUGCGGAUCAUGGGCUCUUCCAGAUCAGCGAUCUCUUCUGGUGCACCCAUGAUCAGAGGGCCGGCAAGGGAUGCCAUGCCACCUGCAAUCAGUUCCUCGACACCAGCAUUGCCGACGAUGUGCAGUGCAUCCGGAGGAUCCACCAGGAGCACACGCAGAUCUCGGGCGAUGGCUUCAAUGCCUGGACGGUGUACAAGAGGAACUGCCUGAAUCAGCACUACGAACAGGUGGCGGCCUGUUUUGCCAAGCCACCAGCUGCUCAUCAGCACCCGAAUGCCAUCGGAGGAGGUCCUGGGAAGCCCAAGGUCAGCUAUGCCUAUCAAUUCGGCCAGGUGCAAGUGCACCAGAACCCCAUUACGCCGAUUACUCCGGCUGUUAAUCAAUAUUAUCGACCUGCUGCGCCACCCGUUUUGAGUUACCAAACCAAUGCGGCGACUGCCUACGCGGGGAAUCCCUUCCUGCGUCCUCGUCCAGUUAACAAUCCUCCCCGGCAGCAUCCCAAUGCCAUUGGAUUGCCCUUCAAAAACCAAUCCCCCGCUAACCCCUUCUAUAGCCACAAACAGUAUCAGCCACACUAUCAGACACCACACACCCAAACACACUACCAACGCACGGGUAAAGUUUACAAUCGCUGCGAGUUAGCCCAAGAGUUGUAUUUCUCACACAAGUUUCCCAUGCAGGAUUUGGCCACCUGGGUGUGCAUCGCCGAGCAUGAGUCCUCGUUCAAGACGGCAGCUGUGGGUCGCCUGAACGCGGACGGGAGUGCGGAUCACGGGCUCUUCCAGAUCAGCGAUCUCUACUGGUGCACUCAUGGCGAAGGAGGAGGAGGCAAGGGUUGUCACAUCGACUGCAAUCGCCUGCUGGACUCGGAUAUUACAGAUGAUGUCAAGUGCGUGAGGACCAUCCACGAGGAGCACACUAGAAUUUCGGGGGAUGGAUUCACCGCCUGGACGGUCUACAAUGGACAUUGCAGGCAGAAAACUAGAGCUGAUAUAGCCGACUGCUUCGAGGGUAAAGAUCUGCCUGGGAGAGUAGUCGGGAAACCAGCUAAGGGUAACGAAGUGGUUAGAAAGACACCCUCGCAUUCAAGGGGAAAGAUCUACAAUCGCUGUGAGCUGGCAAAGGAACUUUACCACAGGCAUAGGUUACCCAUGAGGGAGAUUCCCACCUGGGUUUGCAUUGCCCAGCAUGAAUCCUCCUUCAACACAGCCGCCGUGGGCAAACUCAAUUCGGAUGGCAGUGAAGAUCAUGGUCUUUUCCAGAUCAGCGAUAUUUACUGGUGUUCCCAUGACCAGACGAGUGGCAAGGCCUGCCACAUUGAAUGCGAUCGUUUGCUGGAUUCGGAUAUUACAGAUGAUGUCCAGUGCAUACGAACCAUUCACGACGAACACACGCGACUCUCGGGAGAUGGAUUCAAUGCCUGGACAGUUUACAAUGGCCACUGCAGGAAUCAGAACCUGGCCCAAUUGAGCGACUGCUUCGAGGGAAAUGAGAUUGCAGAGGCGGAUAAGAUCACUCCUUAUGGAGAGAAGCCACAGGUUAAGCCUGAUAACCCACAGCAAAAAAUAGCAACCAGUCAAGGCUACGCGGGAAAUCCCUUUCUACAAGCAGUUAAGAAACCUCAGCCCACUAAGAUCGCAAAUAAGAUUACGAAUAAUAUAUCAGCUCCCAAGGAGCCACAACCCAAUAAACUCUAUGCCACCAAUCCCUUUUUCAAUAAUCAACUGCAGAAUAAACCUACUGUCGCUUCAGGGACCACUAUUUACUCUACCCAAAAACCAAACUACGAACACAAUCCCUUCCUGAAAGCCCCUGGUUCAAUUACACCCACUGUAAUUACUUCACAUGCUUCAGAAGUCAAACCCCAUGACAGUUUAUCAUACGCCCAGAAUCCAUUCCUUAGUCUACUUGGCAAACCAAUUGUACCUGCUCAAGCACCCAUCCAGUCCAAGCCCAAGCCCUCGAGCCCAAGUCAGAGCCCAUCUAAGCCCACUCAGGUGGUCAACAGACCCUAUGUCAGCAGCGACAGCUUCCGCAAUGAGGUGAUUAAGUUUACGGCCACCUCUGCGACAGCAGCACCAACUACAAGCGUUACAAAGCCAUCUGUAACAACAACCACACGGAAACCUUUGACGGCGACCACAAAAAAACCAGUCUCAACUACGGCCAAAACAACUAGCUUGCCGUUAUGGUCAUGGCAAACUUCUACGACCGCUAAGCCCACAAUAACAGAAAGUGGUAAUCGAUUUACGGCCACAACGAAAGCCCCUGCGCAUCCAACCACCACUCGAUCGGUGAUAACCAAUAAGCCAAUCACUCAAUCAACUACCCACCCAACAACUCGUCCGACCAUUCGAUCAACUACUAGUCAGGCUACUUACACCACUAUCCGCCCAACUACCCGCCCAACUACACGCCCAACUACUCGCUCAACACAGACAACUACAACCAGACGUCCAGUACCUACAACUCGCCAACAACAAUCAACAACUGUAAGCAAACACACCACUCGGCCUAUAACAACUACUCGGCCCAUUACAACCACACGACCAAUUACAACAACUCACCAAGCUCUAAUUACCAAAACCACAAAUCGAUAUGCUGCCUUAUAUUCACCAACAAAAACAACUACUCGUUACACCACUACUACUCGACCAACAACGAAGUCCCCCUACCACAAUAUAUCCGUUAAUAAACCCACAACACGUCCUACUACAACUGGUCGUACAACCACAACUCGUUACUUAGCAACUACUCGGCAACCUUCGACAACGAGAACCACCAAUCGCCCUGUUACAACUAUUCGACCAAUAACAACCACUCGUUAUAUUUCAACCUCUCAACAAUCUUUAAUAACCAAGACCACAAAUCGAAAUGCUGCCCUAUAUUCACCAACAUAUCGUCCAAAUUCAACAACAAAAACGACAACCACUACAACUAAGUCCCCAUACCACUAUAUAUAUGUCAAUAAACCCACCACACGCCCAGUUUCCACUACUCGUACAACAACAAUUCGUUACUCACCCACAACUCAGAAACCUUCGACAACGAGAACCACCACUCGUUACUCAACAACACCAAACACUCGUCAAGGAAGCACCACCCCAAGGCCAUAUUUGUUUACCUCAACGACGAAAAAGAGUGGCACCACUAAGAAUCCCUUCGAUCAUCCGUUUUUCCAGAAAUUCAAGGCAAAGUUUGAGAAAUCUCCAACAACCCAAACGCAAAAUCAAAAAUCUACCAAUACAAUAACCGUAAAUCAAAAUCAAACUACCGUCAGUCCAUAUUAUGCCAAAUUCCAGGAAAACAAGCUCAAAACAGGAGCAAAAACGGUUCUUUCCUACGAUUUUGGACAAAACAAAAACUCAACGAGUAGGCCAAAAAGUGCCUUCGAUGUUUACCUAAAUUGGAACAAAAAUUAAGGGGGUUAUCUUAUGUGUGACACUUUUGGGACUUGUAAAUAUGCGUUAUUGAUCGAUGUAAAACCACUAGUUUAGCAUAAUGGCAGAAUACUCAUACAUUAUUAAUCCGUAAGCCUUAUAAAUAGGAUUUAGAUAAUAAA
This is a messenger RNA of Drosophila takahashii, 4490 nucleotides long. RefSeq lists its product as uncharacterized. Gene Ontology annotation, molecular function: lysozyme activity. The record is from RefSeq and is a predicted model, not a curated record. Lineage: Eukaryota; Metazoa; Arthropoda; Insecta; Diptera; Drosophilidae.